AUGGUUUUGGAUUCUUGGCUGGAUUCUGUCUAUUCUGACGAUAGCUGGAAACGGUUUCACCUUGCUUCUUGUGGGCGGCCAGCGUCGGCCUCGCACCAAAACCAACGCGCCCAUCGUUUCACUUGCAGUGGCGGAUUUCUGUGCUGGGCUCUCGUUGUUCCUUCACUUUUCUUCUGUAGACGUGGUAGCAACUGGCCUCGACCCUAUGCUUCCUUGGCGGAUUUUGUAACGUGGCUCUUUCGGUACGGCUCUAUUAUAAACCUGUGCAGCCUCGCACUAGAUCGGUACAUGGCUGUCGUAAAGCCACUGCGAUACGUCAACUUCAUGCCUGCAAGACGUAUCACCCAGCUAACUUUAAUUUCUUGGUUUAUCCAUCUUUGUCUUGCAAUUUGUUCUGUUUUCAUCUUCGAUACGUAAGAUAGUCUUAGCCGUAUGUUGCAUGUGCGCUCUUCGAGAUUUUCUUCUGCUGCAUGUUAAUUUUCUCUUUUAUUUCCAUUGUAACGGUUGUAUAAAAGCCAUGUUGGUGGCCAAGAAUAAAAGUAUUUCUUUCCUCUGGGAACUAAAUUCUAUUUUCAUGUAAAUUAAACUAGAAAAACCAAAAAUAGUGCGACAUUUUUCAACCAUGCUAGGUUGAUUCUCAAUGUCCUUUGUCUCCUGGGGGCCGUUUCUCGAAAGUCCCGGUAACUUUUCGGGCCCGGAAUCAAAUAUUGAAAUCGAAAUAUAAAGAAUGAAAGCGUGGGUCGUGACUAGCAAACUACUCCAUUUUGUUUCAUUAAGGGCCUGUUUACAUGGAGUGGGUGACCUCGGUCUGGUGGGGUUGGUUUCUUUUGUUUUCACGCUCUGGGGGACACAAAACAAAAGAAACCUACCCCACUAGACCGGAGUCCCCCACUCCAUGUAAACAGGGUCUAACUGAUAGUUUUAUCAUGUUAGAUGCAAAACUAAUAAAACCUCGAUCUUUAAUGUAAACGGCAACAGCUUACCGGGCCCGUUAAUUAUCGGGCAUUCGAGAAACGGGCCCCAGAAACUGGCCCUAAUUCAUGAAUAAUCAUGCAGGGUGAAGAGACAAAGAAAUUGAGAAUCAACCUAGGUUAAAAGAUUUUAACCUGAAUUUAAUUUUGAACUCUAACAAGUAUACUCCAAAUAAACUUAGUGAAAGUGUAGGAGACACAAUCUUAUAAUUAUGUCUGGAAAAGCGAACAACUCAAAAGUUAGCGUGCUUGUUAAUUGACAUAUUUAGUAAAUAUUAAAUUUUCAGUUUAAUUUCAUUCAUACCUUGUUUCAUUUACCCAUUUUGAAAUAUAUGUAUUCUCAGUCUUGUUAAUUUAAGAUGUUGAUGUUCGUGUAUCUGUUUCAACCCUAUUAUUGCAACUUUUUCUACUUUUCCUUCCCGUUUCGAUUAGCUACAGGCUACUUUGCGGGCAAGGAUUAAUUUUGCAUGUAUCCAAAGUGUUUUUAAUAAACUUAAACUUGAACUUGUUUUCCAAAUUUGCAAUGAAUGUUUUAUUUCAAAAACCAAUGCGCUUCUGUUAGCCUGAGUUGCAGCCGACCCACCCAUUGUCUAGACCACCGGAUAUAGGAGUGUCCCCAAUAGGUUUCUCGGGAUCCGGGAUUUCCCUUAGGGAUUAUAAAGCAAAAUCCGGGCAAGAUUCGGGAUUGAAAGUAUGCCCGUAAGGUAGGAUGCCAAAAAUAAAAAUGGGAUUACGGGAUUUUAAGGGAUUGAAGAACCCUAUUAGGGAUCCUGAUAUAAUAUACAGGCGGUUAAGAGUGUCUACGACUCAAGCUAGCUUCUGGUUGGCACAAUAAUGUCAAAAGGUGACGUCAGCGGGAAUAUCACUUUUCACUCCAAGUGUUGUGAUGUGUGCAGUUCUAACCAAAGAAAUUGUAAAUUAUUGGCAUAAUUGUGAUGAAUUCCUGUUCGUCAUUAUUACUUCAUAUUUUCUCGGUCCGGCUGCAGAUCUAGCUACACGAUCAAUAGAAGCAAGUAGAGAGAGCACGCGUGAGGCACACCGGACGGGUCCAAAGUAUCUGUACAACAGCCCUUCAACUACAGCCAGACGACAGCUCCGCACCAAAACGAACUGGUUUAUAAAUUCAGUUGCAGUGGCAGAUCUCUCUGUUUGGGGAGUUAUUCCCAACAUGUUCGUAUACGAUGUUAAAUUGGGUUCCAGUGGGAGGGAUACUUAGUGGCAAUGUCUUAUAAGACUGCUGUUUAGCUACGACAAAAGUAGGUAUAUCGCCUUUGCGAAGCCUUUGAAAUAUUCAAUUUGCAUGACUGCAGGUCUUCGCGUUUUUCAUAUGAUUAUUUUUUUUUCUUAGGCGAUCUCUUUUUGCCUUGUGACGACUCUCGUACUUCUGUAAUCACAUUCACUGGCGCCAUACGUUCAAAUAAGUAGUAAGCCUGUUACCUAUCCUAUUUGAGCUAUUUUCUAAAUAGCAAUUGUUGUAUACGAACAAGACCGAUCAGUAGGAAUGGUGGCAAAAUAGCUGAGAGGAUUGACAAUUAACAAGCACGACAAAUCGGCAUUCGCAAACAUGGCGCCCGAUUGUCGCGGGAUUUUUUCUAAUUUGCUGUAGAAUAUAUUUGCGAUGUAGUAUUAGUUAAUCUUUUCCACAUAGAAUCAAUGAAGAGACGACUCCUAUACCGAUGUUGGUUUCAAACGAUGCCAUUAACCCAGCGGCUUAUGCCUUUUACAAAGGGACAUAAACAAAGAGAUAAAAAGACUGCUGUGUAAAUAUUGUCUGAAGAGAAGAACCUUCGGAAGGAUAAUUAUCAUAAUAUUACCACUGAGAUAAGUCACUAGGAAAACAGACUGAUGUGGUGCUGAUAUGAAUCGGAAACUAAAAAGAAAUUGCACGUGAUAGUAAAUACAUUUCAUGUUCCGUUUUAGACCAUUUUAACCGUUAGAAAAUAGAGUGUUUCUACCUUUGAAUCGACUGGAACUCAAACAACAUAAGACUACGUUUUUUCAAGUUAUGCCAUUGUGACAUAGACGAAUCACUCAAAAUCCUAUUCAUAUCGGUAGCUAGGUUUAGGAAUUAGUUUUUUAAGAUAUCCUGAUCCCUUCCCAAUCGCCUAACAGUAAUGAAACAAACAACAAAAAUUAAGAUAUAAGAUAAGCCAGCUUAGACUCAGCUUUAUCUAGUUUAGUUCUUUCUUCAAAUACAGAAUUCAGAAUAUUCGCUUUCUUUGUACUACUAUCACUAAUGGAUAUAUAAUUAUGUUAUGACGUUACCAGCCGAAAGGGAAAGGGGAUUUCGAAUUCAAUGCUUUGCAUGAACGUUGAGUGACUUAUUGUCAUCAACAAAAGUUAUUCGCUCAUUUCAUUAGUGAGGUUUCUCCUUCGAGAAAAGAAAAGCCACCUUUACCUUUUUUUUCCUAAUACAGAAUUCAGAAAGUUCACGUGAUUUCUCUGCAUUAUCAAUAAUCUAAACAAAAUUAGUUCCUACUGAUAUCAUUUAAAUGUCGUCACCAGCCAGAAUAGUAAGCGGAGUCGAAAUUCCAUGCUUUGCAUAAAAGUUGCUUGAAUUUUUUGUCCUCAACAGAAAUUUAAUGGCUUAUUUUGUUCGUUUUUUUUCUUCAAUUAAUAUAAGAAUUAUUAUAUAAGAAUUACAUGUAAGAAUUAUAUGAUACAAGAAUUAUCAACGAGUGGUCCGUUAUAAAAUAGAAAAGGAUGCCGGAGCGUUAAUUGCCAAGGGGAGCGACACUGAGUCUCCACAAAAUGGUCUUUCGUUGAUCUAAGAGCUUCAUUUAAAUUUCAAGAACAAUAUCUUGAAAACAACCUUCUAAUUGGUCUCAACUUAGCAAUCAUAAAUUGACGUAUACGGUUAUUAUGCUCGUAUGAUAAGAAGCUGAAGACGCCGCAAUUGUUGCCAGAUGUUAAUAGAUUAAAGUUGUCAUACGUUUCUUUCAAGGAACUGAACGUACUACUUUCAGCUAAAGAUCUGUACCGAUAAUAAAAUGGAAUCGUGGUUUUGGAUUCUUGGCUGAAUUCUGUCCAUUCCGACGAUAACUGGAAAUGGAUUCAUUGUGCUUCUGGUGAGCUGUCAACGACAGCUUCGCACCAAAACCAACGCCCUCAUCGUUUCACUUUCAGUGGCGGAUUUCUGUGUUGGGGCGUUCGUUGUUCCUUCACUGUUCUCUUGUCACAUUAGAGGUGGUUGCAACUGGCCUCGACCCUAUGCGUCCUAG
Molecule: messenger RNA, 4192 nt
Organism: Porites lobata
Lineage: Eukaryota; Metazoa; Cnidaria; Anthozoa; Scleractinia; Poritidae
Source: the annotation of a GenBank genome assembly